GCUUAAAUAUAUAAAGGAAGGAUCCUGCAGCAAACAUGGCAAACCCUGAGAAGAGGCUGUCUGCGAGACGUAAGCAUACUCUGAAGAGUUGUAUGCUGGUGGUGGCCAAUAAUUUGUUGGAUGCUGAAGCAGGAGUAAAGGCUGGGGAAAGGGAAACAUUUCUGGCAGAGAAAUGCCCUCCUCUGGAGCUGCCAUACGACCACGACGAGCUGAUGGAACUUUGCAAGAAACUCCAUGAGCAGAUUGACAUCAGUGAAGAGGAGAGAUACAGCAUAGAGUUCAAGCUGAACAUGGUUCUCAAUGAGGUCAGAGAUCUCAACAUCAAGAUUGUGGAUCUGAGAGGAAAGUUCAAGAGACCUCGGUUGAAGAAAGUGCGUAUGUCUGCUGAUGCCAUGCUGAAGGCUCUGCUGGGCUCCAAGCACACGGUCAACAUGGACCUGAGGGCCAACCUGAAGCAGGUCAAGAAGGAGGUCAAAGAGGAGGACAAGCAGCUGCGUGACGUGGGAGACUGGCGUAAGAACAUUGAAGACAAGUCUGAUAGGAAGAAGAUGUUUGAUAGUUAAACGUCAACUUGAUUGUUUGUCGGGUUUUAAGUGAUUUUCAGGACAGAAUUCAGGUCUCGCGUCUUUGUAACUGAAUAGUUUUGUUCCAGAUGCUUCAUAUCCAGACAGACGUAACGUCACAUUGAUAAACAGCUUCUGAUAUGGUACGGCAAGUGUUGAAUGGCCUUAAUCUUCUAAAUCAUAGAAGAAUUAAGUUUUCUUUUUUUUUAUUUUGAUCUAGUGCGUGAGCUGAAUUAUAUAACUGAGAUAGAUGGGAUUAAGGUAGGUUAUCGUUUCUUUUUUUUUUAGUUCUGUAAUUUCUGGAUAUCUCACUGUUGAACAAAACUCUUCAGCUGAAUUUAUUUAAGUUGCCCUCUGCUUUUGCCUGUGUUGGCACCGUGCUGUGAUUUAUUUGUACUGUAUGUUUUUAAAGCCAGUACACGGGUAGUGAAUCAAACCUGCUUGUGAUCCGAUUUGUCUUUCUGCAUAAAAAUUGUCUCAAUAUCUGCAAGCGAUCGUCCUCUAAACCUGCACUAAAUGCAUUUCUGUUCCAUUUACAUUUCCCCACUGAACACUGAAACAGAAUCGCUGGAAUUUUUAUUUUAAAAGUUGAAGAAAUCGAUAUCAUUUUGUUGUGACCUCUCAUGGUAAUUCUUUUCUAAAAAGUCUCAAAUAUUUUCCAUUGUAAAAACAUGUAUCAAGGCACUUUCUUUAAGAGAAUGUGGGAUUUUUCUUUGACUUUUUCUGCAUAAGAAACACUUGAUUUGUGUCCUUCAAAAUGUCUUGUGCAUUAAAAGGUAGAAAAUAAAACUAACAUGAAAUUCCAUCCAGCGAUGCAAACCUAAUCCACUCAAUCCAACAUUUUGAACACUCCUGUUUUUGCAUGAUAUGAUCGGAAGUUAUUGAACCAUGUUUGGUGCAUGAAACUAAGGAUGUGCAUUAAACUGAUGCCAAGUAUGUAAAGUGAUGGAGAAACACAAGAGGAACAUAAUGAGUUGUGCAUUAGUGUAGCGAGCCAGCAGUGAAAAGUGUAUAUGAAACAAAGGUCACCUGAUAAAAACAUUAUACUCCAGUGUCCAGUCUGUACUCAACAUCAUGUUCAAACCCAAAUGUGAUUGUCUGAUCUUGUCUUGGUGCUGUCACAUUAAAAUAAAAAAAACUACAUGUUAA
Solea solea (common sole) is the source of this 1712-nucleotide messenger RNA. Its product is annotated as troponin I, fast skeletal muscle-like. The record is from RefSeq and is a predicted model, not a curated record. Bases 36 to 563 code for a protein of 175 amino acids. Gene Ontology annotation, cellular component: troponin complex. The transcript is spliced from 7 exons. Gene Ontology annotation, biological process: muscle contraction. Lineage: Eukaryota; Metazoa; Chordata; Actinopteri; Pleuronectiformes; Soleidae.